Messenger RNA from Cydia pomonella (codling moth), 17647 nucleotides. It is a transcript of the gene kug, whose product is annotated as fat-like cadherin-related tumor suppressor homolog. The transcript is spliced from 52 exons. Bases 542 to 14410 code for a protein of 4622 amino acids. Gene Ontology annotation, biological process: homophilic cell-cell adhesion. Gene Ontology annotation, molecular function: calcium ion binding. Gene Ontology annotation, cellular component: plasma membrane. NCBI's taxonomy places the organism in Eukaryota, Metazoa, Arthropoda, Insecta, Lepidoptera, Tortricidae. The record is from RefSeq and is a predicted model, not a curated record.
GUAAUUCACGAGAGUGCAUUUCAAAAUUAUCAUUCCACACGCUCGCUUGCUCUAAAGCGCAGCUACAUGCGUGCGAGCGUGACGCAAAGAUACUAAAUUCGGUUUUGAAUACGGCCCUUUCGUCAAAGGUCACUGCAACUGCAAUCUGACUUUCACAAGGAGCGAGUCCCGCGCCUAACGACUCGACGCGAUAUGAGAGCAAGCAAGUUUAUAGGCCAAGCCGCGGAGAGUGCGCCCCCCGUGCCCCGCCGCCCGCUGCCGGCUCAGUCUGCCCCUAGCCGUGGAGGUGAGAACACGUCGCUUUAUGACAAAUCCCCGCGCGCCCCGCUACGUACGUUCGCGACACCAGGAUUUAAAGUGAAGCCUAGUGUAGUGUUUUGUGAAUGGUAGUGUUGUGCAGCGGUGUGUUUGUGAUAGUUCAGUGAGUGUGUGGUAUAUGACCAUAACAGGAUUGUUCGAAACAGAAGCCAUGCGCGUGCGGUGAGCGUCCGCGCCUGCGCGUUCCGCGCAUCUACUUUAUGAGAGUGUGCGAGGGAGCACCAUGUGGGGAGCGCGCGCGUGGCUCGUGCUCGCGGCCGUCGCGUGGUGCGCGCGCGCCGGCCCCGGCCCGCCUGCGCCCGCGCUCGCUCAUGCGCCCGCGCUCGCCUUCGCCCAUGCGCUGUACAACCUCAGUAUACCGGAGAACAGCGCUCCACGCACAGCGGCGCUCCCGCCACCCGCCUCGCCUCCGCUCGGCGUACGGCUGCCGUCCGGCGCGCAUGUCCGUUUCCGGAUCCGGCACGGCGACAAGGACAAGUUCUUCAAGGCGGAGGAACGGGCUGUGGGCGACUUCGCGUUCUGCUUCAUCAGGACACGAGCGGGGCACGCUGACGUGCUUAAUAGGGAGCGUAAAGACUUUUAUAAACUCGAAAUUCGUGCGACCGCUCAACUGCCUUCUGGAAAGCAGUUAGAAGCGGAUACGAACGUAGCCAUCACAAUCACCGACGUCAACGACCUGAGUCCACUCUUCUACCCCACAGAGUAUGACGUUCUGGUCCCAGAGGAUACACCAGCACACGCCAGUGUCGCAAGAGUGUCUGCUGAAGACGCCGACUUAGGAUUAAAUGGGGAAAUUUAUUACAGUAUCGAAGAGAAUACUGAUCAGUUUGCAGUUCAUCCUACUAGUGGUGUGGUGACUAUUACAAGGGCGUUAUCAGCGUCCGAACGCGCUCGACAUGAACUUACAGUCUUAGCGCGUGAUAGACAGUCUUUACUAGUGCGUGGUGAUGAAGCAACAGCAGCACGCGCUUCGUUAGUUGUACGAGUAGCACGAGCGAAUCUCCACGCGCCGGAACUACGCGCUCGGCGUUUACCCGAGCUAGUUGAGAACUCCUCAGCAGAAGUCUACGCUAUCGUAGCUGUAACGGAUCGCGAUUCCGGUGAACACGGACGGAUCGCGUCAGUGGAAAUCGUUGGUGGUGACCCUGAUGGACAUUUUCGUGUUCGGCCUUCAGCGCAGCCUGGAGAGUGGGAUGUGCUGGCUCAUGCUUUAUUAGACCGUGAGCGAACACCAAGAGGAUACAAUUUAACUUUACGUGCUAAGGAUGCUGGCCGUCCUCCGCGCUCUUCCUACUUAACUUUACCUGUGACUAUAACGGAUGCUAAUGAUAACGCUCCAGUUUUCAGUCGGGAAUUAUAUGAAUGUACAGUUUCUGAAACAGCACCUCCAGAGACGCCCGUAAUUAGGCUAAAAGUAUCCGAUAGAGAUGAGGGUCGCAACGCGCGAGUAUACAUAGAAAUAGUAGGUGGGAAUGAAGGUGGAGAGUUCAGGAUUAAUCCUGAUACAGGAGUUUUAUAUACAGCGAAAGAGUUAGACGCAGAGCUUCGAGCGCUUCACACGCUAACAGUAGCUGCCGUAGACCACGGAAAUGCUGGCACAAGGAAACAAAGCUCCGCUAAAGUGCAAGUGGCAGUUCUAGAUGCGAAUGAUAACGACCCUGUCUUCGAGCAGGAUGAACUAGAUGUCGCUGUUCCUGAGAACGGCCCAGCAGGCGCUGUGGUAGCCAGAGUAACAGCCAGAGACGCAGAUUCCGGAGAAAAUGCCUAUAUUUCGUAUAGCUUAGCUAAUUUACAGCCUGUACCCUUUGACGUGGACCACUUUUCUGGUGCAGUGCGCACCGCUAGAGUAUUAGACUAUGAGAGCAUGCGACGCGAUUAUAUGUUAAGAGUGCGCGCUAGCGACUGGGGUCUGCCGUAUCGGCGGCAAGCAGAGUUAAGACUUCGUGUAAGACUGCUUGAUGUGAACGAUAAUAGACCGCAAUUCGAAAGAGUGGAUUGCGUUGGUUAUUUACCACGCCGCCUAUCAGCCGGCGCGGAGAUUGUGACAUUAUCGGCUAUUGACUUUGACGCUGGAGAUGUUGUAUCAUACCGUAUAGUUGGUGGAAAUGACGACAACUGUUUUGGGUUAGAUUCUGGCACAGGCGUGUUGAGUUUAGCUUGUGAUUUAGCAUCAGUACGCGCUGAUAGCAGAGUUCUUAAUGUAACAGCUACAGAUGGAACGCAUUUCGCUGAUCCAACGUCACUUGUUCUACAUCUGACAGGAGCAGGAGCAGGGCCACCGUCAGGUGCUUUAGAAUGUCGAGACACUGGCGUAGCGCGACGCCUAACAGAACUACUAGCGGCCGCAGAACGUAGCAACGCACCUUUAGACGCUGAUGAAUUCCCGUUAGCACCCUCACGAUAUGGCGAGAAUUUACACGCACCUGAAUUAAUAGACUUCCCAGUAGAAGUAAAAGUGAACGAGUCAGUAGCUCUUGGAACGACACUAGUAAAAUUAACAGCCAGAGAUAGAGACCUUGGCUACAACGGACUGUUAACAUUCGGAAUCUCUGGUGGUGAUCCUGAUUCCGCCUUUAGAAUAGAACCUGACACGGGCGAGCUGCAAGUUAUUGGGUAUUUGGAUCGUGAGCGCGAAAGCGAAUACUAUCUGAAUGUCUCCGUCUGGGAUAGUGGGAAACCACGCCGCUCCGCAUCCCGUUUAUUACCAGUCACAGUUCUAGAUGUCAACGAUAAUGCUCCUCGCUUCGAGAAAACCUUAGCCUCUUUUAGAGUCACUGAGAACGCGAUCAACGGGACUGCGAUUUUCCGUGCGAACGCAACAGAUCGCGAUGCGGGCGAAUUUGCACGGAUCACUUAUAGUUUAGCGGGUGGUGCUGAUGGUGAAUUCUGCGUUGAACGCGAUACAGGAAUGCUACGCGUUUGUGCAGCUUUAGAUAGGGAAAGAAGAGCGUUAUACGAACUUACCCUUCGAGCAACAGAUGGCGGUGGACGUUCAGCGGAAGCACUAGUUCGAGUAGCGGUAGAUGAUGUCAACGACUGUCCACCUCACUUUGGACUCUCAUCCUACUCCGCUCGCAUACCUGAGGACGUACCACGUGGUACAUUAGUCGCAGUAUUGGAUGCGUUUGAUCCGGACCUGGGUGCCGGUGGCCAAGUGACGUACUCGCUGCCCGACCAGGCUGAAGACGCUGUGUUCGUUGUAGACGAACGUUCUGGUGUGCUGAGGACGAACAAACGACUUGAUUUUGAGGAGAAGCAGGUGUACGGUGUAACGGUCCGCGCGACAGACGGCGGGCAGCCCGCACUCUGGUCCGAAGCUACCCUCAUCGUAGAAGUACUCGACGUAGAUGAGAACGCACAUGCUCCAACAUUUGCAGAACGAGUUCUAACUGGAUCUGUCCGAGAAGACGCACCGAUUGGGACUAAAGCGUUGCAUGCUUUAGCUACGGAUGCUGAUCCGCCGGGAAGAGAUUCAAGACUAGCUUACUACAUUGUCGGGGGAUCUGGAAUGGCGCAUUUCUCUAUAGAUGACACAGGUGUAAUUCGAACGCUGUCUCCUCUGGACCGUGAGAACACCCCGCACUACUGGCUCACGGUGUGCGCCCAAGACCAUGGACUAGUGCCGCAACAUACCUGCGUUGAGGUCUACAUCGAAGUAGAGAACGUGAACGACAUGGCGCCGUGGCCGGAACGUGCAUCGUACGCCUCAUCUGUACCUGAACACUGCGUCGCCGGUACACGAAUCGCCGUCGUUCACGCCGACGACGCCGAUGAUACGCCGACGCCGUCUAACAUCACGUACACUAUUGUGGCUGGCAAUCCAGAUGGGCUGUUCUCUAUUGAUGAACAUACAGGCGAGAUCGUGACCACCGGCCGCACGCUCGACCGCGAGGCGACGCCCCGGCACGCGCUGGAAGUUUCCUGCUCCGACGGCGAGCUGGCAACAACCGUCCGCGUUUUAGUUACAUUGUUGGACGUGAACGACCACGCACCGGCGUUUACGCAGCGUUUCUAUGAGAUCAGAGUACCAGCGGCUGCCGCUAUGCAAGCUGAUCAAGCUGAAGAGGGUGAAGGCAGCAGCGCCGAAUGGGACAGCGACGACGAGGACGACGGAUCCGGCGCGCGUCCGGCGUGGGACGAGGACAACGAACCAACCGGCAUUUACGUCGCCACUGUAGCUGCACUCGACGACGACUACGGCGCCAAUGGCACAGUCAGAUACAGCUGGAGGGCGAGGGGCGCGGCGCGCGGGGUGUUAAGAGUACAAGCGAAGUCUGGAAAAAUCUAUGCUACUAGAGCGUUGAGGCGGCACGAUGCUUUUGAUAUUACGGUCCGCGCAUGCGACGGCGGCGCGCCCGCGCGCUGCGGCGUGGCGCGCGUGUCGGUGCGCGGAGCGGCGCGCGGGGCCGGCGGCGGCGGCGCGCCCGCGCUGGCCGCGCCCGCGCCGCUGCAGGCCGCCGAGCUGGACGCGCCCGGCUUCCUGCUGCACGUGCUGCAGGCCACCGACCCCGACAACGACCGGGUCUAUUACGAUAUUGUUGAUGGUGACGAAUGGAACGAAUUUCUAGUGGGCCGCGAGGAUGGUUCGCUAGUCCUAGCGAAACGAUUAUUACACGAACGACGCGAUCGCUACGCGCUUACUGUGUCUGCCAGCGAUGGGACUAACACUGCCACAGUCAUUGUAAACAUCACAGUAAUCAACGACGCAAACGAAGCAGGCGUCACGUUUUCCCGCGAAGAAUACACCGUCGACGUCUCCGAAUCCGCGCGUGCAGGGGAGGCCCUAGCCGCUUUGCGUGCCCAUACGGGGGAGGGAGACAGCGAGAGGGAGGAAGAGAGACUGUUAUAUGGCUUGCAUGCUGCGCGCGCUCCGGCGUCAGCGAGACUGUUCAGAGUUCAUGAACUUACCGGAGUUUUGGAACUAGCACAACCAUUGGACAGAGAAACAGCCCACAUUCACGAGCUAACCGUCUGGGCGCGCGACCAGGCCCCGCGCGCGUCCCGUGCCUUCUCCCGCGUCACAAUACGAGUGCAUGAUGAUGACGAACACGCACCAGAAUGGAGAAGGAGGCUCGCAGAGGCCAGAUUACCGAGGAAUGCUGCUGUCGGGACCCUUGUAGCGGCUCUCAGGGCUGCGGAUAGAGAUUCGGGUGAUGCGGCAAAGAUAGAAUACUCGCUAGCGGGCGGCGACUCGGGCCUGUUCGCGGUGGACGCGGCGCUGGGCGCCGUGCGCCUGGCGGCCGCGCUGCCCGCGCCGCCCGCGCCGCGCGAGUACACGCUGGCCGUGCGCGCCGCCAACCCGCCGCCGCACGCGCGCGCCAACACGCUGCCGCUGCACAUCACCAUCGUCGAGCCCGACGCGGCGCCGCCACAGUUGGCAACAGACUCAUACGUAUUCGAAGUAGCCGAGAAUGAGCCUCCCGGCGUAGUCCUAGGUGCCAUCGAAGCCCGAGGUGCAGCCCUACGAUACUCCCUACAAGGCGGCGAGGGACGCUUCGCUUUAAACCCAGCCGCUGGAUUAUUGGCCACUGCUGCAGAGCUAGAUUACGAAGAGACAAGCUUCUACAACCUCACUGUUACAGUGUUCGCAAUGGGUGGAGGCUCAGCAAUCGCCCACGUCGCCGUACACGUGCUAGACCGAAACGAAUUCCCGCCCGUCCUCGUCUCUCGGCGCUACCACGGCCGCGUGUCGGAGUCGGCGGCGCGCGGCGCGCUGGUGUCGCGCGCCGCCGCCACCGCCGACGCCGACGCCGACGCCGACGCGCCGCUCGUGCUCGCGACCGCCGACGCCGAUUCUCCGGCGCACCAGCAGAGGGCGUUCGAGAUUCUACAGCCGGCCGCGGCGGCCUUGUUUGCAGUCCAUCCGACGACGGGCGCGUUGCUUAUUAAAGCGCCUUUGGAUUAUGAAACGGCAAAGAGACACGAAUUCACUGUUAAGGUGGUGGACAUGGGCUCACCGCGCCUGCCAUCCGACAGUACGGCUACAGUAAUCGUAGACGUCGAAGACGUUAACGACUGCGCUCCGAUAUUCGAACGAUCGUCGUACGAGGCAACCGUAUUGCUUCCGACGGCGGCCGGUGUUUUAGUGCAAGCGUUGAAGGCUACGGACGCGGAUCUGCCGGCGAAUGGGACGCUGAAAUAUGAUAUUAUAGAAGGCGACGCAGCCGGCGCGUUCACGGUUUCCGCAACCGGCUUAGUAACCGUAUCCCAACCCGACUUACUACCGGACCUCGCCCGUCUCCGCGUCCGUGCGUCGGACGGCCGCUGGUCCGGCACGGCGCGGCUGACCGUGCGCGCGCAUCCGGCAGAACCGGCCGGGUUGGCGUUCGCUCAGCCGGAGUAUUACGGGGCCGUGGCGGAGAACAGUACAAGACCAGCGACGGUGGCGGUACUGUCCGUGCUUGGAGCCGCGUUGAAUGAGCAUGUUGAGUUUUCUAUACUGAACCCGGUUGAAGGUUUCGAGAUUGGCGUUACAUCAGGGGCAGUACGCAGCACAGGGCUGGCACUCGACCGAGAAGAACGCGACUCUUAUGUGCUUCUCAUACAGGCGCGGAGUGGUACCGGAGCGGACGCGCGCAUAGCGCUGGCGCGGCUGGCCGUGUCGGUGACGGACGUGAACGACAACUGCCCCGUGUUCGCGGGGCUGCCCUACGCCGCCGCCGCGCCGGCCGGCGCCGCGCCGCUCGCGCCCGUCUUCACCGUGCGCGCCGACGAUAAGGACGCCAAUGACAACGGCGAGGUCCGAUACGAGAUGAAACGCGGUCACGGCGAACUGUUCCGCGUAGACCGUCGAACUGGCCAAGUCACUCUAAAGCAAACGCUAGACGCCCACGCCUCGGUGUACGAGCUGGUCAUAGCUGCCUUCGAUGGAGGCUCGCCACCAUGCGGGGCUGAAGCCACACUUACGGUCCGCGUGUGGGCGGGCGGCGCGGCGCCGCGCUGGGACGCGGCGCACUACGUCCGCGAGGCGCGGGAAGACGCCGCGCCGGGCGUGCCGCUCGCGGGCCCGCUCAUCGCUCGCUCCCCGCUCCAGCGUCCGCUUAUAUACUCGCUCGUUGAUCCGCCUACGGACGCUUCGGGAGCACCGCUCUUUGAAAUACACUUCGACACAGCACCCGACAGAGGCAAUAACCCAUGUGCUCUAGUCCCCGCUCUACCACUGGACUACGAGCAAACCCGGGAGUUGGAGCUAGUCGUGCGCGCCACAGAUGGCGUGACGGGCGCAUCAGCGGACGCUUUAGUAACAUUACACAUAAUAGACGUCAAUGAUUGCCCGCCGGAGCUAUCGCAGGACUUGUACGAUGUGGAGGUUAGUGAGGCAGCUGCCGUUGGGACAACCAUCAUUACUUUCACCGCCAGAGAUAAUGACACCGGUGUAAACGGCGAGAUAACCUACUCGCUUUCCGGCGAGAACUCAUCUCUCGGUCUUUUCUCUCUCGACUCCACCACUGGCGCUUUAGUACUAGCUGCCCCAUUGGACGCUGAAACUACCGCUGAGCAUCGUCUACUCGUGACAGCGAAGGAUGGAGGCAGACCGGCGUUGGCGGAUACAGCGCAUUUGAGAUUACGAGUCAAGGAUGUAAACGACGCUCCGCCGAAAUUAGAACGACCAGUUGUCAGCGCCCUAGUAAGCGAGGAAGCCGCCCGCGGCACAGUGCUGGCCCGCGUGGCCGCGUGGGACCCGGACGCGGGCGACGCGGCGCGCCUGCGCUACGCCGCCGCGACCGCGCCGCCCGCGCCGCUGCUGGCCGUGGGCGCGGCCACCGGCCUCGUCACCCUGGCGGCCCCUCGAGGGUGGCCCGAGGACUCCUCGAGAUCGCUCAACGUGUCGGUCUCGGAUGGCGCGCACGCGGCGUUCGCGAGGGUGAAGCUUACUGUGGUGCCCGCGAAUAGACAUGCGCCGAGGUUCCCUCAUCUAGUGUAUGAGGCGAGGGUCAUGGAGAAUCUACCGCCGCCCGUGCUGUUGACUACUGUCAAGGCCGAUGACGAAGACGGCGGCGAGUACGGCACGGUGACCUACUCCAUCGACUCGGCGUUGCUGCGAGAAACGUUCUCAUUGGAUGCUGCCACUGGCGCGUUGACCACGCGAGUGGCUUUAGAUCGCGAGGCCAAGGCUGAGUGGGAGGUGCCAGUGGCAGCGCGCGACGGCGGCGGCCGCCUGCGCCACACCACCGUGCGCGUGCGCGUGCUCGACGCCAACGACCACGCGCCCGAGUUCCCGCUCCGCGAGUACCGCGCGUCAGCCCCCCACAACCUUCAACCGCACAAGCCUUUCCUCACUUUAACCGCGCAUGACGCCGACAUAGGCGAACAUGCGAGGAUUAGAUAUGAGCUGUAUGAUGGGGAGCUGAAUUCGGAUGCGUCAGGGCUGUUUGAAAUAGAUACCGUUACUGGGGCGUUGGCUUUUGCGAAGAACGCUUCUGCUUUUGCGUCCCGCUCAGUAGUAGUGUGGGCGCGCGCCCGCGACGGCGGCAACCGCGCGGGCUCGGCCGGCGUCGCCGUGUACGUGCUCGGGCCCGGCGAGCGCGCUCCCAGGGUGCAGCCGCCGCCUCCGGCUCUGUUCCUGAGGGAAGAUGCCACUCCUGGGACGCUGUUGGCUGAAUUAAGGGCGGAUCCGACUGAGCCUAUACCGAGAUAUAGACUGGCGCCGGUUAACUAUGGAAAGGAUCAGUUCGCCCUGGACGAGCAAGGCCGCCUGGUCCUCUCGGCGCCUCUCGACCGCGAGUCAGCGCGAGAGCUCCCCAUCGGCAUCCUCUGCGAGGGCCCCGGGUCUCCGGCCCCCACCACCUUACUACUGACCACUUUACACGUUCUCGACGUGAACGAGCACGCCCCGACCUUCCACUCGCAGCCAUACGUCGUCCAUUUGGCGGAGAACACUCCUCCUCAUUCUACAGUCGUCAGAUUAAUGGCAACAGACCCAGACGCGGGCUCCAAUGGCGAAGUCCAAUUUUCCCUCGGCGAGGGCGGAGAUUCAGCCUUAUUCGCCGUAGACGCUCGCACAGGCUGGGUGACAACACGAGCGAGUUUGGAUCGAGAAACGAAAGCGGAGUUACGCGUGCCCCUAAUAGCUAGUGACCAGGCGCCGCAGAAGCGAUCUAGUCGCGGCACGCUCGUCGUACGAUUACAGGACUACAACGACUGCCCGCCACGCUUCGAGCCGGCCACAUACUCCGCCUCCGUCCCCGAGGACGCCGCGGCCGGCACCGUGGUCGCCAAACUGACCAUCACCGACGCCGACGCCACCACUUCCCCGCUCGCCUUCCUUGUGGCCUCGGGGGACCCACGGGCACGGUUCCAGCUGAGGCCUUCUGGAGAACUGCUGGUAGCGAGGCCGCUAGACAGGGAGCUAGAGGACAGUUACGAACUUAGUGUUAUAGCGACGGAUGGGAAGUUCGAUGCGCGAGCGACGGUUCAAGUCACUGUUACUGAUGUUAACGACAACCCACCAUACUGCGUUCGGCAUCGCUACCGCGCGUCGUUACCGGAAAACGCGGCGGUCGGAACGCGCGUCGCCGCGCUGGAAACGACCGACGCCGAUCUACCUCCACACGACGCACUCAGAUACUUCCUCGAGGGAGAAGCUAACGAAGACUUUACCAUUGACAAGGAAACAGGCGAGGUGCGCGUGGCGCGCGCGCUGGACCGCGAGGCGCGCUCGUCGUACGCGCUCGCCGCGCACGCGCAGGACCGCGCGCGCGCAGCCUGGAGGUGCGCGUCAGAGUUGCUUGUGACGUUGACGGAUGUGAAUGAUAACGCUCCGAGGUUCUCUGCGGAACUCUACUCUGUGACAUUGCCGGAGGAUGCGGAGUUGGGUACUCUGGUUGCCAAGGUUCACGCCACAGACCCCGAUCUAGGCUCCAACCGUCUCAUCACCUACUCAUUCGUGGAAGAAGAGGGCGGCGACGGCGGCGUGUUCUCUCUCUCACCGGACAGCGGCGUCCUUACGCUACGAGCGCCGCUUGACAGAGAAGCCGCUGCUUCGCAUCGGGUUUUACUGAGGGCUACUGAUGGGGGAACCCCGCCUAAGUCUUCUACGGCUGCUUUGCGAUUGACAGUUGCCGACGUCAACGACAACCCUCCAGAAUUCGAGUUCCGCGAAUACCGCGCCGUCGCCCCCGAACUCGAUGCCCCCGGCACUGAAAUACUCCGCGUCCGCGCCACGUCCAGAGACACCGGCGUUAACGCUGAAGUGUCAUACUCUCUAGUAGCUGGAGAUGAUCGCGAGGAUUUCACUAUAGAUCGUGCAUCCGGAGCCGUCAGCAUAGCGAGACCGCUCGACUACGAACGACGACGCGCUUAUUUACUAACAAUACAAGCUCUAGACGGCGGCUCUCCGCCCCUAGGCGAUCUUGCAACUUUGAACAUAUCAGUUAUAGACGCUAAUGAUAACGCCCCAGUAUUCGCUCAAGCGUCUUAUAACGCUCGCGUUCGUGAAGAUGCCGCGAUAAAUACAAGAAUACUACAACUUAUAGCUGAUGAUUCUGAUGAUGGAGCUAAUGGGAGGGUUACUUAUACAAUCGCAAGGGGUGAUCGCGAUGGACGAUUCAGUAUAGAUGAAGACACUGGUUAUAUUUCUGUAGCUGCGCCUUUGGACCGGGAGACUAUUUCGACGUAUUCGCUUGAAGUUCGCGCACGCGAUAGAGGAUUACCAGCACUUGAAGCUUCCGUACGAGUUGCAGUUGAAGUAUUAGACGCGAACGAUAAUCCACCUCUAUUCGAACGGGCGAACUAUUCUGUAGUAGUCCAAGAAGAUAGACCAUUAGGACAUGCGUUGUUGAAACUAGGAGUGACAGAUGCAGAUGCGGCACCUAACGCAAUGCCGUAUACAUUUGAUUUCCAAGCGGGCAACGAAGCGGGAGCGUUCCGAUUAGAACAGGAUGGUACUUUACGAACCGCUGCACGCUUUAACCAUCGCGUCAAAGAACGCUAUGCCCUACAAGUCCGUGUAUUUGAUAAUGGGGCCCCGCCUUUAUAUUCCGACGCUUGGAUACACGUUCGUGUUAUAGAAGAAUCACAAUAUCCGCCCGUAGUGACGCCUUUAGAGAUUCAAGUGAAUUCCUACUUAGAUGAAUUCCCCGGUGGUGUGCUUGGUCGAGUUGUAGCAUCAGACAGAGACGCCUACGAUACUUUAACGUACGCUAUAACAGCACCGAAACCACCGCUUGGUCUUUUUGAAAUUGAUUCGACAGAUGGUACGAUUCGAGCGGCACCAAGAUUAGAUGUAGGGGAAUACAAGCUUAAUGUCACAGUUGCCGAUGGGAAAUUCAUAUCUCACGCUACCGUCCGUGUGGCUGUUCUCCUAGUAUCUGAUGCGUUACUGGCUCAAGCGGUCGUGGUACGUUUCCGCGCUGUUAGUGCAGAGGACUUUGUGCUGAGUCACAGGAAAGGAUUUGUGCGUGCGGUGCGUGAGGCGGCGGACUGUGAGCCGGGGGACGUGCUGUUGUUGGGGGCGCAGCCUGAGGGGGAUACGGAGGAUUGGGAGGAAGGGACGAGGGCGAGACGACAGGUGGCGCGCGACCUGGACGUGGCCCUGGCCGUGCGCGCGCCGGGCGGCUGGCUGGCGGGCGAGGCGCUGCGCCGGCGCCUGCACGCGCACCUGGAGCGCCUGGAGGAGCGCGCGCGCCUGGUGGUGGAGGAGCUGGUGCGCGCGCAGUGCGGCGGCUGCGGCCGCGGCGCCUGCGCCGAGCGCGUGGAGCUCCGCGCCGAGCGCGCGCGGGCGGCCAUGAGCGACGUGUUCGCGCUGGUGGCGCCACCGUUACGGUUACGCGGGUCUUGUGUUUGUGAGCCGGGCUGGGCAGGCCCGAGAUGCGAGCACGAAGCUGAAUGCAGCGGGGUGGAAUGCGCUGCCGCUGGCCCUCGAGUUCUACAGCUAGCGGGCGACGGCUACGCUUGGCUGCGCGUCGAGCGUGGCGCUGUAGCGGGCGAGCGUAUACCAGAAGACGAGCUAGCGUUAACGCUGCGUUUCCGCACCAGACGCGCUGCGGGCACGCUGCUGUGGCUGGCCGGAAAGGUCGACUACGCUAUACUAGAGGUCGUGGAAGGCUUCGUACAGUUCCGCAUGGAGCUCGGCUCGGGGCCCGUGUCCGUGCGCUCAGCAGUACCAGUAGCUGACGGGGAAUGGCACGAACUGAGGCUGGAGCGGCGAGGAGCUGGCGCCAGGCUCACGGUGGAUCGUCGCGCAGUCCGCGGCGCGGCGCCGCCCCCGGCCGCGCUGCUGGACGCGCGCGCCGACCGCCUGCUGCUCGGGGCGGCGCUGGCGCGCCACGCGCACGCGCUGGCGCCUGAACAGGUGACCCGUGGCUUCGUAGGCUGCAUCACCGACGUGACCCUCGGCGGCACGCUGGUCCCACUAGAAGAAGGCGCGGGUGCAGAGGAAGCCGCUGGACCUCGAGUACAACUAGUCAGGCGGGUGCGGGCGCGACUCGCUUCCGCUUGCGCUCCGCUAGCGCCGCCUACCGCUUGCUCCGGGUACCCGUGUUUGAAUGGCGGAACUUGUCAUGAACUGGCGAAUCUAUUGGAAGAAGGAGCGGAAGGCGAAGAGGGAUAUAGGUGUACGUGCCACGCACGUUUCCUAGGCCGCCGCUGCGAAGUGGACGGCGACCCGUGCGCGGCGCAGCCUUGCCUGCACGGGGGCGUGUGCAGCGCGGCGCCGGCGGGCGCGGCGCGGCCCUUCGUGUGCGCGUGCGGCGCGGGGCUGCGGGGGGCCAGGUGCGAGCUGGGGCGCUGGUGCGGCGCGGAGGGCGCGCCCGUGUGCCAGCACGGAGGGGCGUGUGAAGAGGGUGAAUGGGGCCCGUCUUGCCGCUGCCUGGGCUACUACGGGCCGCGGUGUGAGUACGACGCCGACGAGUGCGCGGGCGAGCCGUGCCUCAACGGGGCCACGUGCCUUAACGAGCCGGGCUCCUUCAGGUGCCUGUGUCCUCCGGAUAAGACUGGCAUGAACUGCGGCAACCCCCUAUAUUCCGACGCCGUAAUGGCGGGCGGCAUCGGCGCGACGAACACACGCUCGUUACGCGACGCGUGGCGCUGGGCCGUCGAAUCAAAAUGGCCGCUCGCCGCCGCCGCCGCCGCGCUACUGCUGUUACUACUGCUCGCGCUACUGCCACUGGCGUUGCUAAGGAGAAGGACGAGUCAUCGUAGUGCGGAGAGCGCGCCGCUGAAUAGCGCCAAAGCGCCGCCGCGGACAAAAAUGUCUAAUUUGGCGGCGGCGCGACCGGCGUCCUGCGCUAGUGCUACUGCUACGCUUAAUAAUUUGGACACGCUGCGAUCUUAUGGUUCAGCAGGCGAUGAACUAGAAGGCUUGCCGCCGGACAUAAGAAGGAACCUCAACGUCGAGCCCGCUGAACGCAAACCGUGGUCGGAGCAGAUGCAUUUACACUCCUUCGUCGACAAUAAGAUCUAUAAUGACCUAAAAGGCUGCAAGAACCGCCUCCGCGCGACGUCCCCGGUGGGCGCGCGCCGCCCGCCGGCGCUGGGCGGAGUGGGCGGAGUGGGCGGAGGGGGCGGAGCGGGCGGCGACGGCGCCGGCGCGCUGGUCGGCGGCUACCACUGGGACUGCUCCGACUGGUGCGGCGGGCAGGGCUUGCCCGGCAUCUCGGAGGUGGCCGGGUCGGAGCGGCCCGACUCGUCCGAGCCGAGCCCCCCCUCGCUGCCCUCCCUCCCCUCCCUGCCCUCGCUGCCCUCCCCGCCGGCCGGCCGGCGCGCCCCCCGCGCCCCCCACGCGCCCCGCGCGCCCCCCGCGCCGCACCCGCCGCCCCCCGCGCCCUUCGACACGGACUCGGCGCCGGACGACUUGGACAUGGAUCACGACCCGCACCACUUUACUGAUGCAUCAUCAUACCUACUCCAUCCAGAUACGUAUCUACCGCCUUGCGCAGAUGAUACAACGGAGGCACCAUCAUCCCCAGUCUCUCCUAGACGUGAAACGAGAGUACGUCGGGAUCCAGACGCCGCCAGUCUCAUUACCAUGCUCGAGGAACGGCACUCGCUGCUCGGCGGCGGCUCGUGCUCGGACGUGUCGGCGCACCUGUGCGAGAUCGAGGAGAGCGACGACGACGCGCCGCCGCCGCCCGCGCGCCACACCGACGUGUGACGCCGGCCGCGCGGCCGCUAGCCGCCCCCGCCCCCGCCCCCGCCCCCGGUACUGUACACGUGUCCGCGCCCCUAGCGGGCAGCGCGAGCCGAGCGAGGCAAUACCAGCUGGUGGAGUAGUGAGCGCGCGUGCGCGGCAUCGACGCAACGCAGGGUUGCAGCAUUUUCCUCGCGAGGCGACUCGUUCCGUUUGGUUGUCUUUUAAGAGCGUUUUCGCAUUGUCCGAUUCGAUAUCGUAUACAGAAUCAUACAUCCACAAUGUCGGGCCGCGGCACACUAUAGCAAACAUUAUGCCUACACAUAUACGUACACAAACAAAAAUUAUCGGUCCGACAGCUGUCGCAGGUCCAUCAUGUCUGAAAUGAUCGGGAAAGGUUAGAGAGUGCCCUGUGGCAUGAAGUUCGCCUUUUCUGAAAAAACAUAUGUUUAUACAUUUUACUUGUAUCCGAUUACCGAUAUCGGAUCGGAAAUGUGAAAACGCUCUUAUACAAACAUCAAACAAACAUACGUCUGUCAGAGUCAGUUUAUAAAUAUCGACAUUAAAAUUUGGUCUCCGGUGGACUUUUGCUGCGUACAGUCUCACAUUUUGUAGAAAGACUAUGUGACAUCGCCUUGUUACACCUGCCUGAACUUAGUCGUAGGACUACAAGUAAAAGCUAUAUUCAAGCAUUUUACCGUUAUUAUUCUCACUAAGAUACCGAUCGAAUUUACACAAAAAGAUCCGCCUCGUGAGGAAAUAUCCGCGCGCAACAUUUAAGCACGCGCGGCCAAAAUGCUGCGCGAGGCAUUUUACGGACCGAGGUGCUUCGCGCGGCAUUCACCGAGCGAGGCGGCUUGCUCUAUGUCGACCUAUUGGGAGGACAAAGUAAAAUUAUUUUAUGUUGACUCAGGAUUAGUGCCAUAUUUUGUUUACAUAAUUUAAUGCUAAGAAUAUUUUCGGUUGUGAAUAAUAAUGAAAAAAUGCUGACCUAAUAAUUGAAAUAAAGACACAAUAUAAUAAGAAACUCCGCACAAUAUUUACAAUACCUAACUAAAUUUAGGAAGAUGUAAUGAUGUGUGAUGUUCAUGGCAUUUUGCCCUUCGGGCAUAAACGUGUCUUUUUGCACUGAUUACUUAAGAAACCUUCACGAUAUCAAAGAUAAUUGAUUGUAAAAAUUUAAAAAUAUAAAAAAUUGUAAUAGAGAGGUAAAGUCUAAGAUAAAAACGUGCCCCUUAGUUUGACAUUCAAAACAGAUGGCGCUGUACUGCGCCAAAUGUUUUGCGGUCACUGAAUUGUCAAACGUCAGAAUUACCGCAAAAAGUAUGUAGCUGUACAGCGCCAUCUCGUUUACUUGUCAAAUUCGAAGCACAAAAUUGUCUUAGAUUUUAGGCAUCUUAUUCAAUUAAUCUUUGACGAUAUAUUCGUAAUGAUUUAAGGUCCACUACAACUGACCUUGGAACUAAAGUAGUUGCCACGGCAGCUUAACUUUGAAAUACAGUAGACGCUCGGUAAUCCGGCACGCCCAGCAAUCUGGCAAUUAAUGACUCAGGUGGGACAAAUUUCAGUUGCCGGAUUACCGAGCGCCUACAGUAGUUCCAUUGUUAUUUUACGGCAGCUUAAAUAACAUUGUAUUCCUUUGAACUUAAGACUGGGAGUGAUAUUUAUUUACAUUAUUUUUUACAGCAACUUAAAUCUAGAAUAGUAAUGAUAAUGAAUGUAUCUAUUAAUUUAAUGGCAACCUAUUCCCUGUACUAACCUAAGUUUCGAACAUUAGUAUUGUAUUCUAAACACCAGACUUAUGGUUCCACAUUGUCUGUUAUAAAAUGUAAUAUAACAUUGUGUGACAGAGACAGCAUGAUAGUAUUGAUAGUGUUUUAUUGUUGUCUGUAUCACACGAUGUUAUAUAACAUAUAACAUUUUAUACCAGCCAAUGAGGGACCAUUAGAUAUACAUAUAUUACUUAAAUGUUCAUGCCAUUUCAUGUUAUUUCAAUUUGUACAGUCAAGGUAUUAAAUAUCGACACGGAGAAAGUGCCAAAAAUAUGUAUACACUACUUUAAUGUAUAGGCAAUAAGGUCGUGUGUAAAUACUUUUGGCACUUUGUACGUGUCGAUAUUUAAUACCUUGGCGGUACUUUUAAAGUGAGAGCCUAACAUUGAUUGUAUGGGAGCUUUAAGGUUCGCGAGACUCUUAAAACUCGACUGUACAUUGUGUAUCAUUUGUGUCAGUGCAGAAAGCACCUUAUUCUAGCUAGCGUAAGGCUCAUUACCGUUUUAAAUAUUUUUACUGAACCGUUUUGUAUUAAACUAUAAAUUUUAGCGAUCAAUAGACUUCCGUUGAAUGUUACGUUAAAACAUUUACGACCGUUCCUGAGUGUGUAAACAAUUAAACAAAUAUAUUUAAGUAAGUAUUAUUGUAAGAUAUGUAUUAUGUACACUGAGCGUGUGUGUAUGAUGUACAUGUGUGAUUGCGUGUGUGUGCACGCUGUAAUUAACUGUAAAUAUAUGCGUCGUGAAAAAUCGUUACCCCCUCUUUUUUAGAAUUUGGAAUUUAUAAAUGAUUCGUCAUGAUUACGAGCUUUUCGAUCAUAAUGGAAGAAAAACAUGUUCCAAUAUUUAUAUACUCUUUUCGUACUUCGAUUUUUCUUUCUGUAUGACCGCUAAGAUUAGGCGGAGAAACACUAUCGGGGCAAGAGGUCCCUCUUAUGUGAAAUCACUGAGAUCUUCUUAACCAAGGCUGUUCGAACAAUGGUUUAAACCUUUUUUUAUCAUAUUAGGUUUGAAAGAGGUUAUUCUAUUUAUUUAAAUUAAAGGGAAGAAUAAAUAAUUAUAUUCCAAACUCUAAAAAAGUGGGAGAGUUCGACGAUUUUUAGAGCGACAGAAAAAAGUACGACUUCUUGUCUAUAAUGUAUGUUGAAUUUUAUAAGAAAACAUGAAGUUGCGCACGAUAUAAGACUUAUCGAUGGCUCGCUAUUUACAUGAUAGCGAUAUUGAAAUGGUGCUCUCAGUAUAGUUUCAUAUCAUAACUCUAAACUAUGCAUUUAUUGAACAUUCUCCUUCUAGGCUAGCGAAUUUAACUUAAGGAAUCUAUUUUUAUAUGUAUGAAGGAACAAGUGGGGCAACGCCCCUCUUAGGGGGCAACGCUCUCCUAAGGGGCCAAAGCCCCAGCGCGUACAACACUGUACAACUCGACUAUUUAUUGUUUAAUGUAUUUUGUUGAAUAAGUUUUGACACGACUAAUAAACUGAAUGAACAAUUUA